Microthlaspi erraticum is the source of this 1335-nucleotide messenger RNA. NCBI's taxonomy places the organism in Eukaryota, Viridiplantae, Streptophyta, Magnoliopsida, Brassicales, Brassicaceae. The record is from the annotation of a GenBank genome assembly.
AUGAGUAAAGAAGAGAUGAUGAAGAUUCAGACUUGUGUUCUUAAAGUGAACAUACACUGUGAUGGUUGUAAGCAGAAAGUCAAGAAAAUCUUGCAGAAAAUUGAAGGUGUCUUCACUACCAAGAUUGAUGCAGAGCAAGGGAAAGUGACUGUCACUGGGAGUGUAGAUCCUUCCAAACUCAUCAAGAAGCUCGCCAAAUCUGGUAAACAUGCUGAAAUCUGGGGAGCUCCAAAGCCUAACAACAAUCCAAAUCAGCUCAAGGGAAUGCAGAUUGACAAUGGAAAAGGCGGCGGCGGAAACAACAAUAACAACAAGAAAGGCCAAAAAAACGGCGGAGGCGGCGGCGGAGGCGGCGGAGGUAACAGUAAUGCACCAAAGAUGGGUGGUCAGCAACUGAAUCCACAACAGAUUCAGCAGCUUCAACAGAUUCAGAAGCUGAAAGGGUUUCAAGAUCUGAAGAUUCCUCCACAGUUGAAGGGAUCUGCUCCGGUGAACAAGAACCAAAACCAGAAAGGUGUCAAGUUCGAUGUUCCUGAGGACGACGAAGAUGAUUUUAGCGAUGACGAGUUCGAUGAUGAGUUUAGUGAUGACGACGAGUUUGAUGACGAUGAGUUUGACGAUCUCCCUCCUCCGUCUAAUAAUAAGAUGAAGCCUAACAUGAUGAUGCCUAACGCUCAACAAAUGAUGAUGAUGAAUGCUCAGAAAAACGCCAAUCUUGCCGGUGGUCCCGCUAAAAACGCCGGCGGUAAGGCGGCUCCCGGUGGCGGCGGCAAAGGUGUUCCUGGCGGGGGCGGCGGCGGGAAUGGGGGAAAUCAAAACCAAGGCGGAGGCAAGAAAGGCGGCGGUGGAAAUCCACAAGAUGGUAAAAACGGCGGCGGUCCAAACGCCGGAAAGAAGGGUAACGGCGGAGGUGGGCCAAUGGCUGGAGGACUUCCGGCCGGUUUUCGUCCUAUGGGAGGCGGAGGACCACCGAGCAUGAGUAUGCCGAUGGCCAUGGGUGGUCCGAUGGGGAAUAUUCCGGCGGUUCAAGGAUUACCGGCGACCGGUCCAGGCGGUGUACCACCGGGGUAUGGGACAGAUCCGAUGCAAAUGCAGCAGCAACAAUAUUUAGCAGCGGUUAUGAACCAGCAACGAGCGAUGGGGAACGAGAGGUUCCAACCAAUGAUGUACGCACGGCCACCAACGGCGGUUAACUACAUGCCACCGCACCAGCAUCAGUAUCCGAACCCGUAUCCGUAUCCAAACCCGUACCCGUAUCCAUAUCCACCUCAUGGGAAUGAUCAGUACUCUCAUGCCUUUAGUGACGAGAACACAUCAAGCUGCUAUAUUAUGUGA